Molecule: messenger RNA, 680 nt
Organism: Columba livia (rock pigeon)
Lineage: Eukaryota; Metazoa; Chordata; Aves; Columbiformes; Columbidae
Product: thioredoxin
Exons: 5
Coding region: 182-499 (105 amino acids)
Cellular component (GO): cytosol
Molecular function (GO): protein-disulfide reductase activity
Source: RefSeq, a predicted model, not a curated record
GGGCGGCCGCGCAUGCGCAGUGUGAAGCGUCGCGGCCACGGGGACAUAAAGGGAGCGCCGGGGGGACGGCGGGAGAGCUGAGAGGCGGGUGGAGACAGCGGAGGGACAGCGCCGGAGCCGAGCGUGGGGACGAGGCCUUUCAGCCGCUUUCUUGCCGUUUUAAGCAACCCGAACCGUCGCCAUGGUGAAGAUUGUGAGCAGCCUGACUGAAUUUGAGUCAGAACUGAAAUCUGCUGGUGAUAAGCUUAUAGUAGUCGAUUUCUCUGCUACAUGGUGUGGACCAUGCAAGAUGAUUAAGCCCUUUUUCCACGCUUUGUGUGAGAAGUAUGAUGGUGUGGUGUUCAUCGAAAUUGACGUGGAUGAUGCCCAGGAUGUUGCCUCUCACUGUGAUGUGAAGUGCAUGCCAACAUUCCAGUUCUACAAGAAUGGAAAUAAGGUGCAGGAGUUCUCUGGGGCCAAUAAAGAGAAGCUGGAAGAGACCAUUAAAAGUCUAAUCUAAUUUGCAGCCAUGGGCAUAUUGAAGCAUGACGGGGGAUAUUGAAGCGUGAGUGCUUCGGCUAAAUUAUAGCCUGUAACUUUUCUACUUUAAAGAAAUCUAAAUGAGCAUCUAGGAUAAGUAGUGGAAACUAUCCUCUUGAUCUCUGUAAAUGAGUACAAUAAAGUGUAAAUUCUUCACUUUG